This is a messenger RNA of Telopea speciosissima, 562 nucleotides long. RefSeq lists its product as uncharacterized. The coding region runs from base 16 to 390 and encodes 124 amino acids. The transcript has 3 exons. Lineage: Eukaryota; Viridiplantae; Streptophyta; Magnoliopsida; Proteales; Proteaceae. The record is from RefSeq and is a predicted model, not a curated record.
AGUGGCAGAUUAGUCAUGGAGGCUGCUUUGCAUGUUCAGAGACCCGUCUGCUAUGGAACAAAACACUUCUGUGAGAGAAGAACUCGGUUAGAGACUAGAGCGUCUAUUGAAUUAUUCUCCAUUGGCAGAGCUAAUUCUUCUUCACCAUUGUCCCCAUGGCGAAAGGAUUCUGUAGGAAUGGGGGUUUCACAUCAUAUUAUCGCAAGUGCAGAUUUCUCACGGAGGAGACCAAGAAAAGGGCAGAUUCCAAGGCCAAAAGGUGCUGUUCCAAAGGGUUUUGUGCCAAAAUCACGAGUUGACUCGAGCACCCAAAAGAGAGAAAAAAGCGACAGUGGAGAUGAAGAUGGUUCGAGGACUGUCGUAUCUGGCGGGAGGGCUGGACCCAGUUAAAAACCAGCAGAAAUGAAAGCUGGCUCUGAUGAAGAUAUUGAAAUUGAAAAUGAAUCUGACAGAACUGUAUCGACAAGCCAACUGUUAGAUGCAGUAAGAAGUGAUGAAACAGAGGAAAAUGGAAGAAUGGCUGUAACAGACGAUGAUGCAACUGAGACAUCAACUCCAGAAA